This is a messenger RNA of Lathyrus oleraceus (garden pea), 2465 nucleotides long. RefSeq lists its product as uncharacterized. The transcript has 2 exons. The record is from RefSeq and is a predicted model, not a curated record. The coding region runs from base 694 to 1896 and encodes 400 amino acids. Gene Ontology annotation, cellular component: SAGA complex. Gene Ontology annotation, molecular function: transcription coactivator activity. Lineage: Eukaryota; Viridiplantae; Streptophyta; Magnoliopsida; Fabales; Fabaceae. Gene Ontology annotation, biological process: regulation of transcription by RNA polymerase II.
AUAAAUAAAUAUUAACAAAAGAAAAAAGAAAAAAAAGAAAAAGAAGAAAGAAAGAGGAGGAACAAGAGGAACACUGAGAUCGAGCUACACAUGAAGCACAGACCAAACUGAGUUUCCAAAUUUCUAUGCAAUUUCCUCAACUUCUCUCUACUCACAGCUCAAUCAAUUGAUCUCUUCAUUAUUCAAAGUUUGAAGCUUUUGGGGUUUCACGAAGCAAUGAGGGUUUUCAGAUUGGUGCAAGUGAUGUAAUGUUUUUCUUCAACGCAAGCAUGGUGUUUCGGGCCCUUUAGUUUGCUUGAUCAAACUCAGGGUUUUGAUUUACCAUACAAUUUGUUGAAUUGGGUCUGAUUUAAGUGAUUUGAUGCUCAAGGGUAGUGUGUUUUUUCAGCGGUUUGAUCUCUAGGGUUUUGGGGUUUGGGAAAUUGAGAUUUGGCUUUGCAUUGUGGGGAUUGUUGAUUUGUGAAAUUUGGGCAAAAGGGUAACUUUAUUGAUGUUCAAAAUUGGUUUUUUAUCUACUGGUUGUUUGGAUAUGCUGAGGUUGUGGUGGUUGAUUUAUGUUCAAUGAUGUGUUAUUGUGUAGUUUUUGAGUACUUUGGAAAUAGAUAUAACUGUAAUUUGGCUCAAAUUGAGGUUACUGGUGGGUGGGUUGUUUUCUGAUUUUGUUGGAAGGUGUAUGAAUCUGUUUGUUGAGAAAUGCAACCUCAACAGAGCUCAAGAAUCAAUUUGGGUGAGUUGAAAGUACUGAUUGUAAAGAAGAUUGGAGUGGAGAAGUCGAAGCGGUACUUUUAUUACCUGAACAGGUUUUUGAGUCAUCAGUUGAGCAAGAAUGAGUUUGAUAAGUUAUGUUUCCGGGCCCUCGGGAGGGAGAAUCUUCCAUUGCACAAUAUUUUUGUGAAGUCAAUUUUGAAGAAUGCCUGCCAAGCUAAGACUCCACCACCUGUCCAACGGUCGGAUCCUUCAAAAUCAGGAGCACGUGUUACUAAUUUAUCUCCUGGUAGGGAAGAUGGACACGAACAGAGUGUUGCUAAUGUGAACUUCCAAAAUCAUAAUGUUUCUGUUUGGUCAAACGGGGUUUUGCCGGUGUCUCCGCGUAAGGUACGGACUGGAAUGCGUGAUCGGAAGCUUAAAGAUAGACCGAGUCCCCUUGGACCAAAUGGGAAAGUUGAUUCUGUUGCUCAUCAUUGCAUGGAGAACGGAGCUAUUACUCCAUGUGAUUAUCAGCGACCAACACAGCAUCUUCAAGCUGUUGCUGAGCUACCUAAGAAUGCUACGGGGGAUGCUAUUCAGGGACUAGCCGAAAAGCCAAGAACACGCGCAAAAGGUCUGACUGAAAUAUCGACCGUGGAAGAUGGAGAGGAGGUAGAGCAACUAAACCGCCUCAAUUUUACCAGAAGUCCUCUGAUAGCGCCACUUGGGAUUCCUUACUGCUCUGCAAGUGUGGGUGGGGCCCACAAAGCAUUGCCUGUGAAUAGCACGGGUGAUUUUGUCGGUUAUUGUGACAGUGGUAGGUUAUCUGAUCCCGAUACGUUGAGAAGGCGCAUGGAGCAGAUUGCAAUGGUACAAGGUCUUGGAGGUGUUUCUAUCGAAUGCGCAAGUAUGUUAAAUAGUGUGUUGGAUGUAUACUUGAAACGGUUGAUCAAGUCUAGUUUUGAUUUAAUGGGAGCCAGGUCUGCAAACCAGCAGAUUCAGGGGAAGGUCAUUAAUGGCAUGUUACCGAAUAAUCAUUUACAUGUGCAUAGUACUGGUAGGAUGGCGGAACCCCAGCCUGAACACAGACCCCAGUUCUCAGUAUCUUUGAAUGAUUUUAAAGUUGCGAUGGAGCUAAAUCCACAGCAACUUGGAGAAGAUUGGCCACUACAAUUAGAGAAAAUUUCUAUGCAAUCCUUUGAAGAAUAACACAUCAAUAAAGAUUUUUUUUUCUUGUACUUAAUCAAUGGCUGGGUCUGUUUCUUCUGGUUCUGAUAUCUCGGCCAUAGUUGGUGAUUAUCGCCGUACUUUGCUCUGUCCAUAUUGCCAAGAUGAACCGGAAGGCAUCCGAACGGGGAAUUGCUAGCCCUUCCAAGGUCAAAUGCUGCUUCCGAGCUUUCAAAUGUUUUAUCUCUGCUAUAUGCUGGAGCUAGCAUGGAUCAGAAAUAUAUUUAGCUGCAACCAAUGGUAAUAUCAAAUGAAGCCCAAGAUUGGUUGCACUGUUGUAUGUGUAGAAUUGAUAUUGACUGUAUUGUUGCUAUUGCGAGAGAUCUCGUUUGCAUUACGGUCAAUGAAGAGACUUGGAAAAAGUUUUGCAGGAAUACUGUUGCGUAGCUGGGGUCUAGCUGGGGUCAAGGAACUGUGACAUGUAUAAGAGCUAAAGGGUUAAAGGGUUGCUCUGUAUGUAAUUUUAGAAUAUGACGAUUGGUUGCGAUUCAAUAUUAAUAACACGUCAAGAUGUAUUAAAGUUUCCUUGAUGAUUUCAGUUUUAUGGUUGA